AAUGGUGAAUGAAACCCGCAUUGAUCCAAUCACGGAUCGGUGUGUUUGGAUCAAAUGAAUAUCAAAGGCCAACCAUUGUAAGAAUACUUGAACAUGUUUUUGGAAAAUGUCAGCCAGCGUCGUGUCGUCUUCUGUAAUCAAGACCAUAUUUUCAUUCAUUCCCGUUGUCACCUCGCCUAAAUCAAAAGAUUUACAGCUUCUUUCAGUAGUGUGGCCCGAUCCAGUCUUAUUUACUGUGCGAUUCAAUUUCGUUCAUCUUCGCUGACAGUAAACCCUUCAAUUUGUUUCAACAUGCCCGGGCACAUAGAGUAUAAAUGAAUCAAUAACGUAUGCAUGUGGGAUGCUAUUAAUAACAAUAAAAAAACAGCAUGUGCUACCCCCUGGUGGAUUUAUUUUGCGCUACUGUUACUGUUGGCACGCAAUUUCCCAUUUCUGCCUGGCAGCACUUCUGAAACUCAUAUUUUCAGAAUUUGAACAGUUCAUCAACAGUGGUCGAAUUUGUCAAACUGCAAUCACUGCUGUUUAUCCAUCAUAUGCAUACACAUUCUUGGGUGAUUUGAAGAGUAAAAAAAUCUUUCGUGAUCACACUGAAAAAAAAUAUUCCUGCCUUCAACAAAUAUUGCUCAUUAAAAUCAUAGAUAUAUAAAAUACCUAGACGCCUCAUUGGCCGCUGGAUCGUACGUCAACGUCGCCGCCAUCUUGGUGCGGGCAACCAUCAUUCACGUGGACUCGAGAAAAUGCCUCAGUCAUGUGCUGCUUGCUGUACAAACCGCCGCACAAUUGAAAAUAGGUGUCGGGGAAUUACUUUUCACAGGUUUCCCAAAAACAUACAGUUGAGGAGGCAGUGGGAAGUAGCUCUAAGAAGGGAAGGUUUUUCCGCAAGCGAGUCCUCCGUGCUAUGCAGUGAACACUUCAAGCCGGAGGACUUUGACAGGACAGGUCAAACUGUGAGGAUUAGGGAUGGAGCUAAACCAUCGAUCUUCAGUUUCCCCCCUCAUCUAAACACAGUAGGUUUUAUCGUCACUGGAUUAUAAAGAUUUGAUAGCUUGUCAUUAAAUAGUUAGUGACAUAUAUUUAAUAUUUAUUUUAGCCUGUAUUUUAUAUGUCUAUGAUUAAAAUAAACAUAUUUUACUUAAAAGGUUGUGUUUUUAAAUUUACUUAAUUUGAAGCUAUAUUUGCGGCACAAGAUAUUGAGUUUUAACUGUUCUCAUAAUAAUAAAGAAAGUAAACAAAUAAUUUUGAGUGAAUUCGACGUUAAUCUGGAAUUUAGUAAACCCAACAUAAUUUUUUAAGAUCCUCUGGGACACCACGUGAUGUAACACGUAAAUGAGUCGAAUGAGUGAAGCUCGUCGACAAAGUGAAGAUUUUUGUAAAAAGCUAUUUCAGAGAUAAGUAACUUUUAACAUGGUGUUAAAUCAGUAGAAUUUUUUGUGUGUAUUGUGUAUGUCAAGUUUUUGUUCAUUUAAAGAAGCUACAUUUUCAAUAUACUAUAGCUAGCAAAGCUACAGUAUAUUGAACCUGUGCCUGCGUGAGGCUACCGUGAGGCUAAUUAACUCAGGAGUCUGAGCGGGCUGUAGCAGCGAAUCCUUUAGAUGCACAAGAGUAAACAAAGUAAAUCACCCUUGCCUCUAUUAUUUAUCGAUCAUUAAUAAACAAGCUACAAUACAACAAUCAUUAUCAGCAGUCAUAACAGUUCUCGUAAAAUCGUCGGGAACAAGUGGUGGAUCGAGGCAUAGGCGAUGCAGAGCUGCAGUGUUGUCCCUGUGCUACACUUAACCGCUACCUCCCACUUCUGCUGUCUGUCUGCACAUUAAAAACUGUUGGUUUGUGCGUGUUUGUUUAUUUAUUUAUUUAUAAACAUUGCUUUCAUUGGGUAAACUUAGCAUAACUGUUGUUAGCUCACUUCAAGCUGAAGUUUUUAAUGAUUUAAUGCAAAUGUUAUUUAAAAAAUAAAUGACAGUAAAUUAACGUUAUUUAUAGAAUAUGUUUCAUGGGACACUCACAGGCUGCAUGCGGGCACCGUGUUGGAGACCACUGGGCAUAGCUAAUCGGUGGAGAACAUUUGAGAACGUCUGAUACUUUGCCUUACAAAAAUGCUCAGCUUUGAGACAGACCCAGCCUUUUAAGACUUAAUCUUUCUCACUUCUAUCUGGUCAAGGUAGUUUCUUUGUUAAGGAAGAAUUAAGAAGAAAAAAUUUCUUUGUGACAUCUGACUUGGAUAGAGGUAGGAACACUUACAGUGAUUUUUUUUGUUUAAAGAUGAUGUAGCAAAACUUGUGUGUCCAUGUACUGCAUAAAUUCAGUGAGCUUUAUGAGCUUUAUGCCAGUUCUUAUCAACCAAAUCCAAAACCACAUCUUUUGAAUAGGAUAUUGUGCCAAAAUAUAAAAAUAAUCUGAAUUUAAUGGUUCACCAGAUCACAAGUUACUAAGCUUGUAGUAGUCUUUUUUUGUUCUCUUUUUUUUCCUAGUGUCAAAUGAAGUGGCUAUGCAAAUUUUGUGGCAUAGUAGUUCCACAGAAAGGAGCCCUCCUGAAACAUUACAGAUUAAAUCACGAUUAUUUAGGACGGCACCAGUCACGGUCAUGUCUGCAUUCUGAUUGCCCCUGUUCAUUUAAGACUUUGAGUGUGCUGCAUGAUAAUGAUAAUAUAAUAUUAGAUAUGAUCAUAUUAGAUAAACAACUACAAUGCUUUACUCCCCUUGAAGAGACUGAACUAAUUUCACUAAUUUCAUCAUCAAAAUCAUCAACCUGUAUACUAGAUCCUUUACCUACUUGUUUCCUCAAACAGAUAAUUCCUGAAACAAUCAAACCUCUUUUAAAGAUAAUCAGUUCUUCCCUUAGCAUUGGCUAUGUACCUAAAUCAUUUAAAUUAGCAGUUAUCAAGCCCCUGAUUAAAAAACCUGACCUUGACCCCUGUCAGCUGUCUAACUAUAGACCAAUAUCAAACCUCCCCUUUAUUUCCAAGGACCUUUAUUUCCAAGGUCCUUGAAAAGGUUGUAGCACAGCAGCUAUGCUCAUACUUACAUAGGAAUAACAUUCAUGAAAUGUAUCAGUCAGGAUUUAGGCCUCAUCAUAGCACAGAGACAGCACUGGUAAAAGUUGUAAAUGACUUACUACUGGCCUCUGAUCAGGGUUGUGUCUCCUUGCUGGUGCUGCUUGACCUUAGUGGAGCUUUUGAUACCAUUGAUCAUGCUAUUCUCCUCGAUAGACUAGAAAAUGUAGUAGGCAUUAAGGGAACAGCCCUUUCCUGGCUCAGGUCUUAUUUGACUGAUCGUUAUCAGUUUGUAAACGUAAAUGGUGACUUCUCUUCUGAUACUAAGGUAAAGUUUAGUGUCCUGCAAGGCUCUGUCUUAGGCCGACUGCUCUUUUCUCUAUAUAUGCUACCUCUGGGUAAAAUUAUCCGUAAACAUGGUAUUAGCUUCCACUGUUACGCUGAUGACACACAGUUGUACGUUUCAGCAAAGCCAGAUGACAGACACCAGCUUAAUAAAGUUGAGGAAUGUGUAAAAGACAUUAGAAACUGGAUGCUUAUUACCUUUCUCUUACUUAAUUCUGACAAGACAGAAGUACUUGUACUAGGACCACAUGCAGCUGGAAGUAAGCUUUCUGAUUACAUAAUAACCCUGGAUGACCUUUCUGUUUCAUCAUGUGCAGCAGUAAAAGACCUUGGUGUGAUUAUCGACUCUAGUCUUUCUUUUGAAGCUCAUGUAGAUAAUAUAACUAGGAUUGCUUUCUUUCAUCUCAGAAAUAUUGCUAAAAUAAGAAAUAUAUAGUCACUACACGAUGCAGAAAAAUUAGUUCAUGCUUUUUUUACCUCUAGGUUGGAUUACUGUAAUGCCUUACUGUCUGGAUGUUCCAGUAGAUGAAUAAACAAGCUCCAGUUAGUCCAGAAUGCAGCAGCGAGAGUCCUUACUAGAACCAGAAGAUAUGACCACAUCACCCCUAUCUUAUCCACACUGCAUUGGCUCCCAAUCAAAUUUCGUAUUGAUUAUAAAAUACUACUAUUGACCUAUAAAGCACUAAAUGGUCUCGCGCCUCAGUACCUGAGCGAACUUUUGGUCUUUUAUGAUCUGUCACGCCUACUUAGAUCAAAAGGUGCAGGCUAUUUGUUGGUACCUCAAAUAAUGCGGGCUACAGCUGGGGGUAGAGCUUUCUCUUACAAAGCCCCACAGUUAUAGAACAGCUUUCCACUUAGUGUUCGGGGCUCAGACACAGUCUCAGUGUUUAAGUCUAGGCUGAAAACAUAUUUGUUUAGUCAAGCCUUUUGUGAAUAGAUUUCUUAGGUACAGGGGCAGGUCUGGAGGGUUUCACAGGCAUAGAGUGUUGUGGUGAACUGGGAUGUUUGGAUGCUGUCGCCCCCCCACUCUCACACGUUCACUCAGGUUUGUUGACGGUGGAGUGGCUGGCUGCCUUAUGUCCCAGGGUGCCCUCAUGUCUGUAUUAGCUUCUGGCUCUCCCUUUUAGUUAUGCUGUCAUAGCUAGUCUUGCCGGAGUCCCUGCUUGCACUCUGCAUGCAAAGUACAUCAUGCUUAACCAUUAGAGCACAAAAGCUCACCUAACAAUCUCUUCCUUUCUCUCCAUCUCUCUCUCUCCCUCACUCUCUGUCGAGCUACACAUGCUACUUCUGAGAUGCCAGUGAUGCCAGUGAUCCUGACCCCUUCUGCUCCUCCUCGCUACCUGACCCAUCCUGAUGCCCUACUUCUGGUUGGAGUUCGCAUCGGUUGAGAUCGCUCGCUGCUGCUGGGGGUGGCCCCAUAUGGACUACCUGAAGAACUGUUUGGAUUGCUGGGGAUGGCGCCACCUGGGGGCUGUGGAGAUGGCAUGGGGAUCACAUGUGGGGAGCUAUACUGUAAUGGCUUGGGACUGCGAUUGCUGUAGUGGCUUUGGGGCUGCAGUUGCCAUGAGCAGCUUCGUACUCAGGACUCCAUCAGUGGACAGUGGAUAGAUUUUAACCAGCCGGACUUCUUGCAAAAACUGUGAUGAAUUUAUUGGUUGCACAAUUGCACUAUUUGUCCAUAUAGUACACAAUAAUAGAAGGGAUUUAUUUAUAAUUGCACUAUCCGUUGCACCCAGAUGAGGAUGGGUUCCUUUUUGAGCCUGGUUCCUCUCAAGGUUUCUUCCUCAUAUCAUCUUGGGGAGUUUUUCCUUGCCACCGUCGCCACUGGCUUGCUCAUUAGGGAUAAAUUCACAGUGAUAAAUUCAAAUAUUUACAAUAUAUUUUUGUGAAUCCAUUUAUUUCUGUAAAGCUGCUUUGUGACAAUGUCCAUUGUUAAAAGCGCUAUACAAAUAAAAUUUAAUUGAAUUGAAUCAUCUGAGCUGUCAAGAAACUGUUGAGUGUCUUUUCAGUGGUUGUGAUUUUCGGACAAAGUGUAUGGAACAUUUGCUUCUCAUAAAUGUAGAAAGCAUUCAACUCAUUCAGUAACUGAUUUUAAACCUACAGUGCUGCAGAGAACCUCAGAUCCUGGUAAUGUUGUUGAUGGUGUAGCUAACACAGAGGAAAGUGAGGAUGACAGUUUUUAUUUGGCAUUGGAUGAGCAGGGUGAAUCUUUACAAAAUGCUGCUGUAAAAAAAGUUGGUUCUUUGCUGCUUAAAUUGGAAUGCCUCUUCCAUGUGCUAGGCAACUGCAUAGAUCAGUUAGUAGAAGAGCUCCAUUUUAUUUCAGGAGAGGCAUCAGGUCAAGCAUUUAGAAAUAUUAUUGAACAAACCAUAAAGAAACACAAUUGUGUUGUUGAUCCUUCAUUAAUCACGGACUUGGUAAAAGAGUUUUGUGAAUCAGGCCCAUUAAGCACAGCAGUUGGGGUAGAUGGUCCCUUUUGCACUGGGUACAAAAGGAAAACGUAUUUUAAAGAAAACUUCAGUGUUGUUGAGCCUGUGGAGUACAUCACUGAUGCGAGCGAAAAAAGGAGUUUUCAGUAUGUUCCACUUCUUAAGUCUUUGUCUGGACUCCUAAACAAUGAGAAUAUUUUGAAAAAAGCUAUGAAAAAUGAGGUGUUAAGAUCAGAUAUGCAGUACAGAUCUUUCUAUGAUGGCACAUACUUUAAAGACAACACAUUUCUCUCUGGAGACGAAUUUAGGGUUUGUGACACUAACUACGGUUGAGAGCAUUUGACCACCAUCAGAUGCCUCGUCAGAUGCCUCGUCAGUUUCGGUUAGAAACAUCAGAUGACACCGUGUUGCUUUUCUCCCCAGAGAGUCCUGGUCUGCGAUCACAACAUUGGCCAUCUUGUUUUGAUAUUCCUCAAUUUCCUUAUGAUACAGAGCUGACUCUGAAGUCUAAAUGGAGUUCUUCUCAACGAUCACACUGUGAAAUCUCAGAUUGGUGACACACUAGUUAAGAAAAUGUUCCAGCAUUGUUCGUAUCCCACCAACAAGUAGAACUUUUUCAAGUCAGAGGAAGGAAAUAGUUGAGGACAGCCCAGCCAUAGAGCAGCUGAUGAAAAGAUGGCCUGCAUUGUUUCAUAGCACUCAGGUAUCUUGUCGAAGGUUUUAUAUUGUGCAGAGGGAUUUUGUAUUUCAUUCCUGCACUUGAAUGUCCUUUUGCUGUUGGCAGAUUUAGUUAGUAAUGGAAAUAGAAUAUGAUAUGUGGUAUUGGUAUAUUUGUCAACAUCAUUGUAAAUUCAUAAUGGAUUGGAAAUUGGAGUUGACAUUGUUAAUUCUGUCUUUCUUUGAAGAUCAAAGAAGAAUUCAAAAGAUUGACCGGUGUCGAUCUGGAGUCAACAUUUAUAGGAAAUUUGGACAAUUACAUGGAGAACCUCCUCUGUUUCGCACAAAGGGAGGAAGUGCUGGGUGCAAAAUCCAUAAUUUUAUGAAAUUGCUGGACCAGGUAUCAUUUGCUGGAAAUCUUACAUACCUCUUUUCAGCUAUUAAGCUACGGGUGUUCAGUCUGAUGUGUAGUGCAUAUUGUCAUUUUGUCAUUGACAAGCUUUUUGGAUGUCUGCUGGCAAAGUAGUGAUAUGCUGCUUGAUUGUGUACCUCUCUGAAAAUGCUGAACAUCUCACUGCACAUUACAUGGUUAAUAAACAUGGUUACUUUUGUGUUUUUACAGUGCUGCAGUCCAGUGAAAAUGUUUAACCCUUAAGUAAUUUUGCUUUUUUUUUUUUUUAAAUGAGUAUCAUCAGAUCUUCAACCAAAACUUAUGUAUGCGUAAAUGUGACCUUUCAUGUUAUGUAACACCCAGUGAAAAAUGUGAUUGCCCCCUUAGUGUCAAUAACUGGUUACACCCAAAUGCAACCAAAUGUAUUUAUUUUCACACCAAUGUGGAGGAAUUUUUGCCCACUCCUCCUUGUCCCCAGGCAACAAAGAUAAUAAAGGAAUACAUCUUCUCUUAAUUUUAUCUGUGAAGUUACAAGACGUUGCUUGUAACUUCAGUGGCAUUUUAGCUUUAGCCUAAGUCUGUCAGCAUAGCUCC
Pangasianodon hypophthalmus (striped catfish) is the source of this 7406-nucleotide messenger RNA. RefSeq names its product THAP domain-containing protein 6-like. NCBI's taxonomy places the organism in Eukaryota, Metazoa, Chordata, Actinopteri, Siluriformes, Pangasiidae. The record is from RefSeq and is a predicted model, not a curated record.